AGUCUUGUAGUCCCUACUUUAUAAACGGUCCCUAGAAAGGGGCGGUUCUUUCCGGAAAUUAUGACCGCAGCUGUUUUCACUCCGCUGUGACUCAGAGCACACCGGACUGCAGGAAAAGAAGCCCAGCCUGUUCUACCAGAGAACUUGCCCAGGUCAGAGGUCUGUGUAGAAGCCCUUUCCUGAGCAUCCUCUCCUCUCCUCACGCCUGCCACUGUCCUCUGCAUUGCUGUCAAAUUAAAUCUUGUAUCACCAUGGUGCACUUCUAUGGCCUACUCACCCUCCAACGGGAGCCAGUGCCACUGAAGAGUAUCUCUGUGAGCGUGUCCAUUUACGAGUUUGUGGCUGAUGUGUCUGCAACUUUGAACUAUGAGAACGAGGAGAAAGUUCCUCUGGAGGCCGUCUUUCUGUUCCCCAUGGAUGAAGACUCUGCUGUUUACAGCUUUGAGGCCUUGGUGGAUGGGAAGAAAAUUGUAGCAGAAUUACAAGACAAGAUGAAGGCCCGCACCAACUACGAGAAAGCCAUCUCCCAGGGCCACCAGGCCUUCUUAUUGGAGGAGGACAGCAGCUCCAGGGAUGUCUUCUCUUGCAAUGUGGGUAACCUCCAACCUGGGUCGAAGGCGGCAGUCACCCUGAAGUAUGUGCAGGAGCUGCCUCUGGAAACAGAUGGGGCUCUGCGUUUUGUCCUCCCAGCUGUCCUGAAUCCUAGAUACCAGUUCUCUGGGUCGUCAAAGGACAGUUGCCUUAAUGUGAAGACUCCUAUAAUCCCUGUGGAGGACCUGCCCUACACACUCAGCAUGGUCGCCACCAUAGAUUCCAAGCAUGGCAUUGAGAAGGUCCAAUCCAACUGCCCCUUGAGUCCCACUGAGUACCUAGGAGAGGACAAGACUUCUGCUCAGGUUUCCCUGGCUGCUGGACACAAGUUUGAUCGGGACGUGGAACUCCUGAUUUACUACAGUGAGGUGCAUACCCCCAGUGUGGUUUUGGAGAUGGGGAUGCCUAAAAUGAAGCCAGGUCAUUUGAUGCGAGAUCCAUCAGCAAUGGUGAGUUUCUAUCCAAAUAUCCCGGAAGAUCAACCAUCAAAUACCUGUGGAGAGUUUGUCUUCCUCAUGGACCGCUCGGGAAGUAUGCAGAGCCCCAUGAGUAGCCAGGAUACAUCUCAGCUGCGCAUCCAGGCAGCCAAGGAAACACUGAUUUUGCUGCUGAAGAGUUUACCUAUGGGCUGUUAUUUCAACAUCUAUGGAUUUGGCUCUUCCUAUGAGGCAUACUUUCCGAAGAGUGUGAAGUACACUCAGCAAACGAUGGAGGAGGCUCUGGGGAGAGUUAAGCUUAUGCAGGCCGACCUAGGGGGCACUGAAAUCUUGGCACCACUCCAGAACAUUUACAGGGGACCCUCCAUCCCAGGCCACCCCCUACAGCUUUUUGUCUUUACAGAUGGAGAAGUUACAGACACAUUUAGUGUAAUUAAAGAAGUUAGGAUCAACAGACAGAAACACAGGUGUUUCUCAUUCGGUAUCGGAGAAGGUGCCUCCACCAGCCUAAUAAAAGGUAUUGCCCGGGCAUCAGGCGGCACCUCAGAAUUUAUCACAGGCAAAGACAGGAUGCAGUCCAAGGCUCUCAGGACUCUGAAACGCUCUCUGCAGCCUGUGGUAGAGGAUGUCUCUCUGAGCUGGCAUUUGCCUUCUGGUCUGUCUGCUAAAAUGCUUUCCCCAGAACAGACCGUCAUCUUUAGGGGUCAGAGAUUAAUCAUCUAUGCCCAACUGACCGGGAGGAUGCCAGCAGCAGAGACAACAGGAAAAGUAUGCCUUAAAUACACACUCCAGGGCAAGACUUUUGAGGAUAAAGUGACAUUUCCUGUACAACCCAAGCCUGAUGUCAACUUCACCAUUCACCGCCUUGCUGCCAAGUCCUUGCUCCAGACCAAGGACAUGGGCCUCAGGGAUACUCCAGCAAGUGAUAAAAAAGAUGCAUUGAACCUUAGCCUUGAGUCUGGUAUCAUAAGCUCCUUCACAGCUUUCAUUGCUAUCAAUAAGGAGCUCAACAAGCCAGUUCAGGGGCCUCUGGCUCAUAGGGACAUCCCAAGGCCAAUGCUGUUGCGUGCUUCUGCCCCAUUGAAGAUAAGAUGCCAAUCAGGUUUUCGAAAGGCCUUAUCCUCCGACCAUCCUCCAUCUGCAUCUCAGCCCAGAAGGGGAGUUAUGUGUUGUGAGGCCGUCUCAUUCCAGAUGGACAAUUACAGUCUCUGUGGGUUGAUAAAUCACAAGGACCGGCACAGUCCAGGCUUUGGAGAGAAUCAUCUUGUGCAGCUGAUUUACCACCAAAAUGCAAAUGGUUCCUGGGAUCUGAAUGAAGAUCUAGCCAAGGUCCUAGGUGUGAGUUUGGAAGAAAUAACGGCUGCACACCCUGCUGAGCUUGUGGAUUCCUCAGGCUGGGCCACCAUCCUGGCCGUGAUCUGGCUGCAUGGCAAUGGUAAGGACUUGAAGUGUGAAUGGGAGCUUCUGGAAAGGAAGGCCAUGGCCUGGAUGCGUGUCCAUGCAGGUAGGAGCACAAUCCUAAGGCCUGUCUCCUUCCCCUUCCCUGGCCUGGCAGAAGGUUACCACAAGAGAGUCCCAUUGUCACCUGUCUCCACCAUCCUGCUUUACUAAUCUUCCUGCUAGUUAUUUUCUUGGGAGGACAAGGGUGAAAUCUUAAAUUGGGGACAAGGUAGGCGGGUGAGUAGGGAGGGAGAGGGACACGAAUGGGGAGUGUGAACUGUGAGAAGGAUAAGUGGCAUUGAUUCUCCUUACUGUCUCAGUACCAAGCUGAGUAGAAGACUAGACUUGGAGCGUUUUCUCCCGUCUGUUUGUUACCUCACUGCAGCUGAGUGUAUCUGGGGCCAGAGAAGAUUCAAGGAGAAUCUGGGCAGUAAGAGGAGAAAAAGCAGGGAUAUUGAGGACAGAGAAAAGCACAACUCAGCGUAGAUGAUCUGGGAGGUUUGGAGGAGCCUCUCACUGCGAUCCUUCAUCCCUGAUUCUUGUUUUUCCUC
Rhinopithecus roxellana (golden snub-nosed monkey) is the source of this 3019-nucleotide messenger RNA. RefSeq names its product von Willebrand factor A domain containing 5A (gene VWA5A). The record is from RefSeq and is a predicted model, not a curated record. The transcript has 18 exons. The coding region runs from base 252 to 2639 and encodes 795 amino acids. NCBI's taxonomy places the organism in Eukaryota, Metazoa, Chordata, Mammalia, Primates, Cercopithecidae.